UGUUUGAACUCCGAAGCAUUAGGGGGCAGUAGCGCGUACUCACACGCCCUUAACGUACGGAGUUGUUCUUGUAGGUGAUUUUUAUUUCCUUAUUUAUUGUUUCAGAAAAACCAUAGAAAAAGACAGAUGAGAGACAUGGAAGGGCAGCCAGCAGAGGGCAGUGUGCCGUUGCAACAGUUGAAGACCAAGCUGAUCGACAUUCUGAGUGCAGACUCUGACUAUCUGCUGCAACAUGCUCAUUCCUGCGGCCUGCUCAACAUGAGGAAGUAUAACAGCAUCAAAGCCAUGAAUGACCCAUCUGAGAAGGUGUGUGAGGUGCUGGACUGUGUGAUCCAGAAGGGAGAAGCUUCCAGCAGGAAGAUGUUGAAGAUUCUGAGGGAGGCAGACAUGCUGGAGACGUUCCCAAAGCUAAGGAUCCUCAGGAAUCUCCGGAAGAACCCCAGAGGACCCAGAAAGAGCAAAAGAAGAAAUGAGGAAUGUGAAGAAAAUGUGCCCAAUGAAAAACUUAAGCGGGAGGAGCUGGUGACAGAGAGACAGCUGAUGCUCCUGGCGCAGUAUGUGGGCCACUCCUGGAAGCAGCUGGGCAUCCUGGCUCUUGGCCUAUCCAACGUGCAGCUGGACCAGGUGGAAGAGGACAAGCGCUGCCAUGUGGACCGCGUGUUCGCCAUGCUGUGCAUCUGGCGCAUGCGAGAAGGCCGACAGGCGACGGCUGCACACCUGCACCGCGUGCUGUCGCAGAGUAACAUCAGCCUGCCGCCCGAGAGCCUGGAUGUCCUCUCGUAGCCCGGAUAAAUAUGUUGAAACUACACGUGCAUCUUUGAUUGAUGUAGCGAGCCUGUUAAAUGGGCAAUUAGCAAUACUGUUUUGUUUACAUUCCUUUUAUACAAAACAAAAUAUUCUGUCAGCAUUACUACACGUUUUUGCAAUCGGUAUCAUUGGAUGACAAGGACGAUAUGGUUUAUGGGCACUUUUAUUUUCCAAAUUUCCAGAAAGAUCCAUAAAUCUGUGCAAGCGCUCCGCAUGACUAUGGUCCCCGUGGAAUGUUACAGCUCAAGGUGUCCCGGCCAGAGAAGUUGCAUGCUUUUCAUAAUGUAAAGGUCAAUAAUCAUAUGAUUUGUCAAGGAAAUUAAGAUAAUUUUUAAUUUUCUUUAUGAAUCAUUUUCAGAAAAACUUUUUAAUUUGGCUGUUCCUGUUACACCACAGUGGAUCAUGUUUCCAUUUCUUCCUGUCCUCUACAUCUUCCUCUUACACAUAUAUAAUAAUUGAUACUUUAUUGAUUGAUAUGAAAUUGUCUUUACACCUCCCUCAACUUGUCCAAAAAGGGCAGCCACCUGUAGCGGCACCCAGGGGUUAAGGGGCUUGCUGAGGCUGGGUUUGAACUCCAGUUCACCAUUGUUUGCUCAAAGACCUGCAAACCUGCUGAGGCUGGGUUUGAACUAGCAACCUUGUGAUUACACAGGCUUAGCCCACUGAGCCACAUGCUGCCCCAAUACAUACAUGUAUUUAUCUAAAUGGGGACCUUCUAUUCAUUUCUAUGG
Messenger RNA from Paramormyrops kingsleyae, 1538 nucleotides. RefSeq lists its product as uncharacterized. Lineage: Eukaryota; Metazoa; Chordata; Actinopteri; Osteoglossiformes; Mormyridae. Gene Ontology annotation, biological process: signal transduction; regulation of apoptotic process. Gene Ontology annotation, molecular function: protein binding. The record is from RefSeq and is a predicted model, not a curated record.